AUGGCUCAUUACAAGGGUGCAGCUUCAGAAGCUGGCAGAGCCAUGCAUCUAAUGAAAAAACGUGAGAAAGCUCAGCAAGAGAUGGAACUUCAAAAGAAGAAAAUAGAAGGAGAUCUUAAAAUAGAAAAUAUUGAAAAUAAAUUUGCCACUCAUUAUGACGCUGUGGAACAACAACUAAAAAGCUCCACUAUAGGUUUAGUAACCCUUGAUGAAAUGAAAGCAAAACAGGAACAUAUUCUUCGCGAAAGAGAAAAAAAACUCGCACAGAAAAAAGCAGAGAAAGAAAAAGAACGACAAAAAGAGAUUGAGGCAAAACAGGCUCAAAAGAACAAACAAAAAAGACAGAUUCAGGCUCUUUCCUUUGAUUUAAAUGAAGAUGAGGAAGAAGAUGAUGCUGAAGAAAAGUCGGAAACUUCUUGGCGAGACAAAAAUGAGACAGUAUGUAAAAAAAUUAAAAAGAAUCCAGAUGUAGACACAUCAUUUCUUCCAGACAGAGAGAGAGAGGAAGCAGACUUAAAACUUAGAGAAGAACUAAGACUCGAAUGGGUGAUGACACAAGCUAGUUUAAAAGACGAACCAAUUACUGUUACAUUCAGUUACUGGGAUGGUUCUGGCCAUAGACGAAACGUCACUUUAAAAAAAGGUAACUCUAUAUAUCAAUUCCUUCAAAGAUGCUUAGACACACUAAGACCAGAGUUCAGUGAAUUGAAAACAGUAUCAGCCGACCAACUUAUGUAUGUUAAGGAGGACUUAAUAUUGCCACACCAUUAUACAUUCUAUGAUUUUAUUGUCACAAAGGCAAGAGGUAAAAGUGGACCUUUAUUCCAAUUUGAUGCAUCAGAUGACAUUAGAUUAGUUAAUGACGCUACUCAAGAAAAACAAGACUCACACGCAGGAAAAGUUCUUUUAAGAUCUUGGUAUGAAAGAAAUAAGCAUAUAUUCCCGGCAUCAAGAUGGGAACCAUAUGACCCAACUAAGACUUAUUCUAAAUAUACAGUAAAAGGAAAA
Messenger RNA from Brenthis ino (lesser marbled fritillary), 1008 nucleotides. Lineage: Eukaryota; Metazoa; Arthropoda; Insecta; Lepidoptera; Nymphalidae. The record is from the annotation of a GenBank genome assembly.